Molecule: messenger RNA, 1244 nt
Organism: Paramacrobiotus metropolitanus
Lineage: Eukaryota; Metazoa; Tardigrada; Eutardigrada; Parachela; Macrobiotidae
Exons: 4
Coding region: 216-1031 (271 amino acids)
Biological process (GO): spindle assembly
Cellular component (GO): HAUS complex
Source: RefSeq, a predicted model, not a curated record
GAACUGUGCACCGUGGAAUCCAAUAGUCUGUUGCUGACAAUCGUUCCUGCGAAACACGGCUAUAUGAAAAACCCAUAAACUGCAUAAAGCAUGCUGGGAACACGACAGAUAGGAUAUACGGGAAAAUUCUCCAUUGGCGCGCCUGGCUAAAUCUGGCUAACAGCCGCACAAAGGCCUUCAGGAAAGAACUUCAAAGAAGAUCACGAAAGUCGGACAUGUCGAAUGAUUUCGGAAAUGUGUCCCAAGGAACAUCGUGUAUUCCCGAAUUGUUUGUCGAAGAACUGCUGCGAACAGCAUCACGAAAUACUGAAGCAAAAUUGUCAGUGGCAUCUGUUCAGAAAGCCAGCGUGAGGAUCCUCGACCUAUUCGUCCAGCUGGCUGCAGAGCCUCAUUCUAAGGAUAAGCUUUCUGAAUUACUUGAAAACACGUCUGGAAGAGGUGAUGUAGUGCUCUCUGCGGUGGCUAAAGAUGCUGCGGAACGACUGCGCUAUCUGCAGAAAACUUGUCAGGAAAUCUUUCGAGAGCCAAAUCUGUCCACUGAAAAUAUCUGCAGUUUUUUGGAAGAAAAGAAGGAGACCAUAACGAAAAAAGAAGCCCAUCUCGCUGAAGUUAUUACGAAGCAUGAUCAAAUGGUGCAGGGAAAUAUUUAUUUAGUGCAGUCCACAGCAAAGUCACUGGCUGAAACCGCAGGGAAAAAUCAGCUGGACCAGGCCAGAGAUUCCGGUGAUGAAGCAUUUUCUGCAACACUUGAAAUGUGCCAAAAGUUGGAAACGUCGCAGCUCCAACGUGCCAAAUGGACUUUGAUGGAGAAAUUCUAUACCCCCGAGAAAAUCACAGAGUUACGCUUGGUUUACGAGGAAUUGAUGAGAAUGAAAACGGAUCUGGAGGGCGAUAUUGAUGCCACCUUAGCGAAAAAAGAGGAAUAUGAAUCUCUUGGAGCGGAGUUUCGGCAGUUGGCUGUUCGCUAUGGUAAAAUUUUGCGGGACAUCGAAGUGAAAGAAAGAAUGCUUUCUCAAACUCUUUCACCCUAACUGAGCGGUACGAGUACGAGCAGCACAAAGUGCAAGGAAAUACGUUGCCUACACCGAAUUCUCCUUUUAGAAUUUCUACUAUUUCAGAAUUUCGUGACAAUUUUUGCUUACUAUUUUCUGUUUUCGGCUAUGGUAAAAAGUUAAACGGAGUUCUGUAGCUUGCAGUUGUAUACUUCAUGUGAAUUUUUUGAAGUAAUAAAAUUUGGAGCCUUA